AUGGCCCCACCGCCGGAGCUGAUGGACGAGCUCGUCGGCGAGGUCCUCCUCCUCCUUCCUCCCGACGAUCCCGAGCACCUCUUCCGCGCCGCCCUCGUCUGCAAGUCGUGGCUCCGCGUCGUCUGCGACCCCUCCUUCCGCCGCCGCUACCGCGCCUUCCACGGAGCCCCUCCCCUCCUCGGCCUCCUCCAACAGUUCCAAGUCCUCCAACAAAGGCCCGCGCCCCGCUUCACCUCCACCACGUCGAUGCCAGACUUCCCCUACCCGGGCUCCGACGGCCAGGGCAAGCACCCCGUUCCCCUCGACUGCCGCCACGGCCGCGUGCUCAUCCACAUGGUGCAGGACGAGGGCCUGGUUUUCGUCGUCUCGGACCCGGUCACGGGCGACCGGCACGUCCUCCCCGCGCCGGGCAUCGUCUGGCUCAUCUGCACUGCCGCGGUCUUCUGCGCCGCCGAUGGCUGCCAACAUCUCGACUGCCAAGGCGGCCCCUUCCGCGUCGCCUUCCUGGCCACCGACGACGACGACCGCCAGGUUAAGGCGAGCGUGUACUCGUCGGUGACAGGUGCGUGGAGUGCGCCAGUAUCUCUUGACGAUGGUUGCGAAUGCUAUUCCCAGCACAUCCGAGAUGACAUUGCAGAAAACCUCUACCACCUGCCCUAUGUCAUGCCCCGGCGAGUAGCUGUCAUUGGAGAUGAGGUCUACUUCACACUUCGCUCUGCUCACAAAAUCGUCAAGUACAACUUGCCAAACAACUGCUUAUCCAUGAUCGACCCGCCGCCACACACUAGGAGCCCAAUUGCUCUCAUGGUGAUGGAGGACAGUUCGCUGGGGUUUGCCUGCACUGAGAGUUCUAGUCUUUAUCUGUGGUCAAGGAAGGUGAAUUCAGAAGCAGCUGCUGAAUGGGUAAAAUGCAGGAACAUCGAGCUGGAGACAAUUGUGCCCGUCGUGGAUCCAGAUUACCAACCAUUUGUGGUUGGUUCCGCAGAGGGUGUGGGUGUCAUCUUCAUAAACACAGAUGCUGGCUUAUUCACUCUAGAGCUCAAGUCAGGGCGAGUCAGAAAGGUUGAUGAGCCCGCACAGUACUUUAGCGUCCUACCCUACAUGAGCUUCUACACUCCAGAUCGUGGCAUAUUGUUGGCGCUAGCGAAGACCCACUGA
This is a messenger RNA of Triticum turgidum subsp. durum (durum wheat), 1158 nucleotides long. The record is from the annotation of a GenBank genome assembly. NCBI's taxonomy places the organism in Eukaryota, Viridiplantae, Streptophyta, Magnoliopsida, Poales, Poaceae.